GUAUAUCAUGCCUCAAAGAAAAAAAAUCAUUCGUCUCGCCUGUAUUCAUUCGCAGUUUACCUUGAUCGUACCUGGUAUAUUCGUUCUCUAGUCAUGUAUAAGUCAACUCUCAUUGUAUCGCUGGUUGCGGCCGUUUCCGCUCAUCAAAACCUCCAUCAAUUUUGGGUCAAUGGGGUUUCUCCUGGCUACGAGAUUGGAAUUCGCCGCGCUCCUAGUAACAGCCCAGUCACUAAUGUAACAAGCAACGAUAUUGUAUGUAAUGUCGGAGGCGACAAGGUUCCCUCAGGGGUAACGACCGUCCCAGCUCAGGCAGGAGACACUAUCACCGUUGGCUGGGAUACUUCAAGUCAUCCCGGUCCCAUCACUCACUUCUUGUAUGGACCGGUAGAUGAUGCCGCUGAAGCAUCUGGGGUUGGAGCAGGCUGGUUUAAGAUUGAUGAGCGCGACUACGUCGACGGACAAUGGGCGAAUGAGGUGAUGGAAAGCAAUGGCGGGAACUACACGUUCAAGCUACCCACGAGUUUGAAGGGCGGUGAUUAUCUCCUUCGCUCAGAAAUGCUGGCUCUUCACGCCGCACAGACGAUUGGUGGUGCUCAGUUCUACAUCGGCUGCAUGCAGUUGAAGAUUACAGGGUGCGGAGGGGAAUGCUCGCCUACAAUUUCCCUACCCGGAGCCUAUAAUGCUGAGGACAGUAAUAUUUACAUCCCAAACGUGUAUUACGGCUUCGACCCGACGAAUUACACUGCACCUGGUGGCCCUGUUGCAACAUGCCAGUGAUGAAGUAUGGGUUUCCAAAGUCUCACAAAUUCAAUCUUCCACUAUGCAGUAUAGUUGACAAUACAUCACUAUGAGAUACUGAAGAACAAUGAAUUACCUAUGGCUCGUAUACUCAAGCGAAUGCUUUACCUAACCCAAUUCACUUUGUUCGCUCUUCCUAGAAAGUCU
Messenger RNA from Daldinia vernicosa, 945 nucleotides. Its product is annotated as glycoside hydrolase family 61 protein. The coding region runs from base 94 to 777 and encodes 227 amino acids. The transcript is spliced from 3 exons. Lineage: Eukaryota; Fungi; Ascomycota; Sordariomycetes; Xylariales; Hypoxylaceae. The record is from RefSeq and is a predicted model, not a curated record.